Molecule: messenger RNA, 471 nt
Organism: Funneliformis geosporum
Lineage: Eukaryota; Fungi; Glomeromycota; Glomeromycetes; Glomerales; Glomeraceae
Source: the annotation of a GenBank genome assembly
AUGAUACAAAAAAAAAUAGUUGCAGAUCGAUACACUUUAGAAAAUAACGCCACAAAAUUACUUAACCCUGGAUCAGCUCGCAAGGGAGUUGCAGUAAAUAUAUUACCUGUAUCUAAUGUUAAAUUAUGUCAAGAAGAAACUGUUGAGGUUGAUGUAUCAGAAUCAAAAGUUGCUGAAAUAUCGAAAUAUCGAAAAUUUACUUAUUAUUAUUGCUGCAUGUCGGUAGUCCCUCGGGCUUUGAUUCGGUAUUCCCUGGUGGCAUUACCAGUGUUUCAAGCCAUAGACAAAAUUAGGUUCUGGGAGGAACCUGGCCAGGCUACCGCUGAUUGGUUCUCACGUCAUCCUCUGUCUCAGGGACCUAGGAGCUCCCUACGUAAAACUGUGACUAGUUCGCCUAGUGCAGGAUAUGAUGACAUGACACGAACAAGCCAUGAUAGUAUCGACCAUUAUCGCGAGAUAUCUAAUCUUUAA